CCGCCGCGGCCCUCCUACGUGCUGCGCGCUCUGUCGGCCCGGCCCCAGCCGCAGGCGCCGGCCCGCGACCCCGGCGGAGAUCAUGAAUCAGGCAGAUAAAAAUCAAGAAGUCCCAUCAUACCUUAGUGAUGAGCCGCCAGAAGGUUCAAUGAAAGAUCACCCACAGCAGCAACCAGGCAUGUUGUCCCGUGUGACUGGAGGUAUCUUCAGUGUUACAAAGGGAGCUGUUGGUGCCACCAUUGGUGGUGUGGCUUGGAUUGGUGGAAAGAGUCUGGAGGUGACCAAAACAGCUGUUACAACUGUGCCUUCCAUGGGAAUAGGGCUGGUGAAAGGGGGUGUGUCUGCGGUGGCUGGAGGUGUUACAGCUGUUGGGUCCGCUGUUGUAAACAAAGUGCCCUUAACAGGAAAGAAGAAAGACAAGUCUGACUAAAAUAAGGAGAAACACGUACUCUCCACAGCAUUAUGAUGCCAGUGGCAUUGAAUUGCUAAAUUAUGGACUACAACCAGGUCACUUGUUUUGGACAUUUAUCUUCUUAACUGCUGUGUUGAAAGUAUUGAUGACUGGCUUUCAUCUAAAAAGAAGAGACCAAUACUAGCACAGUAUAUGAAGGUUUCUCGUACUUAAGUUCCAGCUUUCUAUCUGGUAAAAUGUUACACUCACUCAGUUGUAACUGAAGAUAUGGUAUGUUUGAAUAUUUACUAUAAGUCUUUCAGUUUGACUAAAAAUGUGAAAGUUGAAUUUAGUAGAUGAUCUUUCCAGUUCCAUAUGUACAAUGUGCCAGGUAACUCAUCUGCCCCUUAAGAAGGGAGUCUUGAACUACAUAAACUGUACCUUUGAUGUGCCUAAUAGUUUCAGAUGUCUUAGUUUUUUAUAAUCAUAGUUGAUAAGGCCAAGAGGCAUUCUUUUCUUAUUUAUGCUGGCAAAUUAGCAGGAAUUAGAGAAGUUUAAAAGAAAACAUAAAUGGUUUUAUGAUGCUGUUAGCUAUCUUUUGUUAGAUAAUGCAUUUUAUUCAUUUAAUCAUUGAUGCCUUACGAAAGAACACAUGUUUUCUAACACCCUAGAUGUGUGCGGUUCAUACUCUUUAUGGAUUCUUUUAAAGGUUGGUGGUGAAAUUAGAAUCUCAGAAUUAGAGAAGUAAAGCUAUUUUUUGCAGUCAGGUGGGUAAGAUAGUGCUUGUUAACUGUCUUGUUGGUAGUUAAAAUCAAAUUGUCUGCUUUUGCCUGCACUCAUGCUCCACCAUUAAUACACUUUACAAUGCCUAAGGAACAUUUUGUUACUGAUUAGGAGCUGUGUUGGAAGUGUUUCAUAUUAAGAAGAAAUAGACAAUUGAAGAGCUAUUUAAAGCAUUCAAAAUAAAAAAGUCUCCUUCACAACUAUUCUAUUCUUAGACAGUCUUAAAUUAUUAGCAGUAUCCCUUUUUAAAAAUAAUCACAGAUAACUGAGGACUGACUUUUAAAUGGAAUGAAAUGGGCUCUAGACAUUCACAGCAUGUAAAUGUAAAGAAUAUUUAAUGUGAAUGUAAAGAAUAUUUAAGUGCUCUCAGUGGUUUAUAUAGGCUUUGAAAAUGUUACAGUCUUUCAAAGCAGCUGUACUUUGUAUCAGUUCUCAAACCAAUUUCAGGUAGGGAAUUGAAGUUUCUGAUUAUGGAUGGUAAACAUGUCAUAUCUUAUAAACGUGUUUCAUUCAUUUGCAAAGGUAUGAACUAGGUGGAAUUCAUUUUGUUGUUUCAUGUUUAGUUUCUAAAAAUAUAACAACUGGCAUACAUAUAUUUGGCAUUCCUUUUAACUAAAGGUUACAAUCCAAAUGUGGAAGAUCUUAAUUUUCCUUACACUUAAAUUUGGAAAUUUGUCUCCAUUCUGCUGACUUGGGGUGGUGGGUGAAACCCAAUGGUAAAUAAAACAGUGUCCCUGAGAACUUCAAACAGAUUACUCCUGACAACUGAGGCUCAAAUGUAUGUAAACUACUAAGAGUAUUACAUUAAUAAUAUGGAUCAGCAGAUGAAUGAGAAUGUAACAACUUUUAAAGGUGUUUAUAAAUACCAGCAGGGAUUUUAAGCAAAUCUACAAAUGUUCUACAAUAUACAAAAUUGGAAAGUCAUUAGGAAGUUCAACUCAUCAGGAAUUAAGUGGUCAUUUAUUUCAAGUAAUGAGAUUUAAGGUGUGUUUGGUAUGUGUUGUUGUAUGUCCUAAUUAGCAAAGAGGAUUUAAAAAAAAAAAACUGCAAAGUUAAUAGAUGAACACUAAGUGAUCUAAAUAAUGGUCU
Molecule: messenger RNA, 2263 nt
Organism: Oryctolagus cuniculus (rabbit)
Lineage: Eukaryota; Metazoa; Chordata; Mammalia; Lagomorpha; Leporidae
Gene: TMEM263
Product: transmembrane protein 263
Source: RefSeq, a predicted model, not a curated record